AACAGCAAGGCGGAAGUAAAAAGAAAACAACAGCAGAAGAAGACGGAAGUCUCUUCUCGGUGUUUUGUGGUUGUUGUUGUUGUUUGUUGUUGUUUGUUGUUGGAGCACAGAUGGACACGCAGUCGUAUUUCCCGGUCCAAGCCGGCGUCGGGAUGGAGGAGAACUUCCUGUCUCUGGACGACAUUCUGCUGUCUCACGAGAGGCUUCCCGUCCGGACCGAGUGCACCUUCCCGCGGCUCGGGUACCUGGAGAAGUCCAGCGACGCGCACGACAUCGCGGAGGGUUCAAAGAUGGAGCUCCCCCUGUGGUUGUCCAAGGGUCUGUACGAGAGGAAGAGGAGGGUUCUGUCCGUGGAGCUGCCCAAGGUGUACCGGGAGGGCUGGAGGACCGUGUUCAACGCCGACCCCAACGUGGUCGACCUGCACAAGAUGGGGCCCUACUACUACAGCCUGGGCUCCCAGAUGCUGCACUUCGACAGCCCCGAGAACCCGGACAUCGCAGGGACGCUGCUGCAGACGUUCAUUGGCCGGUUCCGUCGGACCAUGGACUCGUCGCAGAACGCCUACAACGAGGACACGUCGGCGCUGGUGGAGCGUCUGGACUCGCUGGAGAAAGGUCUGUUCCGCUCGGGGCAGAGCGGACUCAACGGGUUCCAGAGCUGGGAGAAGGGUCAGGCCACGCAGAUCACCGCCUCCAGUCUGGUCCUCAACUACCGCAAGAGGAAGAUCAACGACCUGCAGCCCUGACCUCUGACCUCUGACCCCGAGCUGCCUAACAACCGGUCGGUACGGCGGACACACGGCAGCGACAGACUCUGGACUCGACUUUUCCUUUUGCCUGUGAACUUGUAAACAUCACAGGUGAUUGAUUGAUUAAUGGAGAACUUGGGUCAAACAGUCGGGACCCUAUGAAUUGACCUGCGUGUUAAAUGUACAGUUCAUACUUCUUUUUUUAGAUUCUUUAUUCCUUAAAAUCCUUUUUGCAACCAAAAGACUUGUUCAGAAUGGGGUUUAUUUAAUAUUAAUAAAACUAUCCAUCUAAUAUC
This is a messenger RNA of Scophthalmus maximus (turbot), 1045 nucleotides long. RefSeq names its product GINS complex subunit 3 (gene gins3). Gene Ontology annotation, cellular component: GINS complex. NCBI's taxonomy places the organism in Eukaryota, Metazoa, Chordata, Actinopteri, Pleuronectiformes, Scophthalmidae. Bases 111 to 746 code for a protein of 211 amino acids. The record is from RefSeq and is a predicted model, not a curated record. Gene Ontology annotation, biological process: mitotic DNA replication initiation. The transcript has 3 exons.